Molecule: messenger RNA, 1425 nt
Organism: Microthlaspi erraticum
Lineage: Eukaryota; Viridiplantae; Streptophyta; Magnoliopsida; Brassicales; Brassicaceae
Source: the annotation of a GenBank genome assembly
AUGAUGGAUUUCAUCAGCACUCUACCAGACGAGGUUCUCUGCCAUAUAUUGUCCUUCCUUACCACAAAGCACGCUGCUUCCACAUCAGUUCUCUCAAAGAGAUGGCGCGAUCUCAUUGCAUUUGUCCCUUUCGUCGAAAUCGACGACUCUGACCUUCUCCGUCCCGAAAGAGACGGCGUUCUCGAGAUAUUCAUGGAUUUUGUGGACAGAGUGUUGGCAUUGCAGGGUGAUUCUCGCAUCAAGAGAUUCAUACUCGAUUGCAAAGCCGGUAUCGAUCCAGAUCGUGUGAACCGUUGGAUACGUGUUGUGCUGCGGCGCAGCGUUUCGGUGAUUUCGUUAUGCACUGAUUUUGGAGACGAGUAUCAGUUGCCUCCGGAGGUGUUUGUGAGUAAGACGCUAGUUAGUCUCAAACUAAAAGGUGGGUUUGUUCUUGAUUGGAUCUCUCGUGGCAGCGUUUCCUUACCGAUGCUUAGAAAUCUCUUUCUUAGCUCAGUUGGGUUUCGUGGUGGUCAGUUUAAGAUGCGUCUUCCUGCUUGCCCUGUGAUUGAGACUAUAGACAUGGAAUUUAUGGAUUGGAUGGUUUUCGAUGUCAACGUGUCAAGCGAAACCCUCAAGGAGCUGUUUAUCUGCUGUGAUGGUAGUUACGAGGAUCCAGAGAGCGUUUGUUUUGACACUCCGCGUCUGGUUUACCUUUGGUAUUCCGAUUUUGUUGCCGAAGACUAUCCAAAGGUUAACUUGCCAAACUUAGUCGAGGCUCGAAUCGACCUGAAACUAGAUGAACAUCUGUUCGAGCUAGCGAGAGAAACAAACGUUGAUGGCGGCGUUGAGUAUGACGACGAGGAAGAUGAUGUUUUUCUCCGGUUUCGUAAUGUGUGGAAGCUCUUUAGUGGCAUGAGAAAUGUUGAGAAACUCUACUUGGCUCCUAAUACUCUUCAGGUGCUUUCUCUGUGCUGUAAAUCAAUGCCGGUGUUCAACAAGCUCAAAUUCUUACAUAUCAGGAGUUCCGAGGAUCGAGGAUGGCAAGCAAUGCCGGUUCUCUUAAAGAACUGUCCAAAUGUAGAAACUCUAGUCUUUGAGGGACUGUUACACUAUGUGACGGAUAAAUGCGGGAAUGCUUGUGACUGCGUAUCUCGGGAGGACAGAGGUAGUUCGCUUCGAUCUUGUCGGGUGAAGAAGUUAGAAAUCAAAGGGUUUCGAGGAACAAAGAGAGAGUUGACGAUGAUAAAGCAUUUCCUGCUCUCGUUUCCGGGUUUGGAGGAGAUGUGGAUACAUGCUCAAGUGAAAGGUCAUACGGAAUUAGAAGUCCCUGGAACGUAUCCACUUGUCGUCGAGAUGAUUAACCUCUUCUGCGAGAUAUCGAGCUGUGAUGUUCAUUUCCUGGUGCCAACUCACUUGUCUAAGAAAUUGUCUCUACACAAUGAAUGA